UUAUCAUCAUUCGCCAGAAGCCCGGUGUCCGAGAAGCAUCAACGCGAACACCUAACACCGUGUCUGAACGACUUCCGUCGCUUCAGUUAGUGUAUCCCUGUGCGUUCUAAAAGAAGUGAAAGCAACUUUGUUUGGUGGAAGAAGGUGGGAAAUUACUGUGAUUGGAAAAGCUCUAUGAAUGAGCAAUUGUGAUAAAAGUAUAAACCAAAAAAUAUAAACAAGCGAUUGGAGAGCUGGCCGUUGAUCAAGUGCGGUUUUGUCACGUGCUUCUUCAAAUUGCGCGGAAAACAAUUUCCAACCGCAACCGAAGGCAGAAAAAGGAAAUUGGACAUACAAUUUGUGUUUUAUUGAAGGAAGUGUGUUCGCAGUGGUAAUCUGUGGUUUGCGGCUUCUCUCGACUCCAGCAUUUUUAACCACGAAAGAAGCAGUGAGCAAGCUUCGAAAAACAAUGCCAGAAACAAAGUUUUCCAUUGAGAUCAAACCCGACCGGAGGGUUGUGCAUCAGUACUUGGCCGCUGUUUGUGUAAACAUAAUCUCCCUUGCCCAAGGUACGGCAAUCGGAUGGUUGUCGCCGUUUUUACCGCUGCUCAUCUCAACCGAUUCCCCGCUCAGCUCCGGGCCGGUAACAGAUAUUCAAGCUACCUGGAUUGCGUCACUGCUGUGUGUAGGAGCCAUUUUCGGAACAGUGAUUUUUGGCUGGUCUGCCGAUAAGUUCGGCCGAAAGUUUUCCCUCUGCAUAGCCGCCCUACCCCUGGUUGGCUUCUGGGCAUGUAUCGCUUUUGGAGGCCACGUGGAGAUUCUCUAUGCAGGACGGGUCUUGGCGGGCUUAGGUGCUGCGGGAGUUUUCUUGCUAGUGCCGCUGUACGUUACUGAAAUAGCGGAGGAUAGAAUACGUGGAACACUUGGGACGUUCUUCAUCCUGUUCAUCAACAUGGGAACGUUGGUUUCGUUCGUCGUGGGAACAUAUCUGUCGUACCAUAUCACCUCGUACAUCUUGAUAUUCCUCCCAAUUUUGUUCCUACUUUGUUUUAUGCAAUUUCCUGAAACGCCUCAGCAUUUGAUUCGUUGCAACAAAAUUGAAGCUGCCGAAAACUCACUGAAGUACUUGCGUGGGUACACAUCAUCAACGGAACAUGCCGGAAUGCUUAAGGAAGAGAUGGACAAGUUGAUGAGUCAGAUCGCAAUCCGGGGAAAGGAUUCUAACGACGAGUCGUCUAUCAAGUGGGCGGAUUUCGCUCCGUUUUCCACCAAAAAAGCAAUCAUCAUCGGAAUGGUUCUGGUCACCUUGAACCAGUUCUCUGGAUGUUUCGCUCUCAUCAACUAUACAGCGCAAAUCUUCGCAGACGCUGGUUCUGAACUGGAUCCCAACAUUGCUGCCAUUAUUGUUGGUGCCAUUCAGAUAGCUGGUUCUUACGUAUCUACGCUGGUCGUGGAUCGCUGCCGAAGAAAGGUACUGUACAUUAUCACUGCGUUCGGUUCAGCUUUUGGUUUAUCGGCCAUGGGAGUGCAUGCCUAUCUCAAAGGGGUUGGAUUCGAUGUCAGUAUGAUCAGCUGGGUACCCGUGGCUAGCUUGUCAUUUGUGAUAUUCAUCGCUUCCGUGGGAUUGCUUCCGCUGACUUUUGUAAUAUUGUCCGAGAUCCUACCGCACAAGCUCCGGAGUUUCGGCGGAUCACUAUGCACCACCUUCUUGUGGGUGGUCAGUUUCGUUGUGAUCAAAUAUUUUCCGGUGUUAGUAGAAGUUCUUGGAAUGCACGGUUGCAUGUGGACCUUCGCUGGAUGCUGUAUGUUUGGAGUUUUCUUCAAUGCGUUCUUCAUUCCGGAGACUCGAGGAAAGAGCAUUGACGAGAUUACGUUAGCAAUGGGAAACAGAAGCAAAAAUUGAUUAGCUUCAACUGAAGAAAUGCCGUUAGGUGUGCCAUUAACUUCGCGGGAAGGAUUUUAUAGGUGUUUUCACUUGAUAUUUUCCUGGAGACGGCUUUAAACUGAAUGGUUUAGUAUUAGAUGAAUAUUUAGUUCUGAAAGAACUACUGUGGAAGUGAAUUUAUCACUUGGCUAAAAAUAGUGUGUAAGACUCAUACGCAGAGGAAACCGUACAGCAAAUGGUGUUGAUGGACUAGUUCUGUAUCAAACAAGCAAUUGCAAUUCUGCUCGAUUAAGAAGAAAAUGUGUGAUUUGUCUCAUUAGUGUUAGUUAGAGUUUAACUUAUUAAUUUAUACCACGAAUAGUGACGAGGCCAAAUUACAUAGUUCCUGUUUUAUAAUAAAACAUUACUCAUUGGUAUGAACUUUUAGCAUUCGCAACCGAAUAAUAAAAUAUAAAGCAAUUUUUACCACAAUAA
Molecule: messenger RNA, 2338 nt
Organism: Wyeomyia smithii (pitcher-plant mosquito)
Lineage: Eukaryota; Metazoa; Arthropoda; Insecta; Diptera; Culicidae
Product: facilitated trehalose transporter Tret1-like
Exons: 6
Coding region: 449-1882 (477 amino acids)
Biological process (GO): carbohydrate transport; transmembrane transport
Cellular component (GO): membrane
Molecular function (GO): sugar transmembrane transporter activity
Source: RefSeq, a predicted model, not a curated record